CUAUCGAUAAAGAAGACCUAGUGCAACAAGCGCUGAUGUUUGGUCUGUUUACAGAUUUUACCCGGUAGCACGCUCAACGUAAACAAGUAUGAAUAACGACGAAAGCAACGAAGCACCGUACGUGGUGGAGAAAGUUUUAGAUCGUCGGAUUACGACUGCUGGCAAAAUCGAAUACUACCUCAAGUGGAAGGGUUACUCCGAUGCGGACAACACUUGGGAGCCCGACGAGAACCUAGACUGUCCGGAGUUGAUUGCAAAGUACGAGGAAGCCCGCAGAAUGAAGGAAUUUAAGGAAGCAAAGAAAAAGUCCGCCAAAAAGAAGCUGGAGGAGAUUAGCAAACCGCGAGGCUACGAAAGGGGACUGCCACUGAACCGCAUUGUCGGUGCUACCGAUUGUGGCGGUGAACUGAUGUUUUUAAUUCAAUGGAGUGGAUGUGAUGAAAUGGAUAUACUGCCAGCGGCUGUCGUCAACGUGAAGGAUCCCCAAUUGGUCAUUCAAUACUACGAAGGGAAGAGUAAAAUCGUGGAAAAAGCAAAAGAGCGUGCAAAAUUUGCUGCCUACGAGGAAGAGCGACCGGAUAGCAGCGAACACGAUACUGUUCCCGGAACGGAGAUUCCAAACGAAUCACUGGAGCAGAUUUUGGAAGUUUAGAAAAUAAACUUUUCACCAACUUUUAUCAUAACGCUAAUAAACUUUUACUAAAUUAUACCACA
Messenger RNA from Toxorhynchites rutilus septentrionalis, 714 nucleotides. It is a transcript of the gene HP1c, whose product is annotated as chromobox protein homolog 1. Gene Ontology annotation, cellular component: pericentric heterochromatin; nucleus. Bases 89 to 652 code for a protein of 187 amino acids. Gene Ontology annotation, biological process: chromatin organization; negative regulation of transcription by RNA polymerase II. The transcript has 2 exons. Lineage: Eukaryota; Metazoa; Arthropoda; Insecta; Diptera; Culicidae. The record is from RefSeq and is a predicted model, not a curated record. Gene Ontology annotation, molecular function: chromatin binding.